UUAUUUGUUGUUUUGAUUUUAAUAAUUUCAUUAUUUUUGACUUUUGGUUCUUUAAAUGUUUUUUUGUUUUAUAUUUUUUUUGAGGUUAGGCUAAUUCCUACAUUAAUUUUAAUUGUGGGAUGGGGCUAUCAGCCUGAACGUUUACAGGCUGGGAUUUAUUUGUUGUUCUAUACUCUUUUGGCGUCCUUGCCUAUAAUGGUUUCUUUGUUUUUUUGUUAUGAUUGUUUUGGUUCUUUACAUUAUUAUUUUUUUAAUGAUAAUGUUGAUAGAUUGAUUAUUUACUUGCUUAUUAAUUUUGUUUUUUUUAUUAAAAUUCCCAUGUUUUUUGUUCAUUUGUGACUACCAAAAGCUCAUGUUGAAGCCCCAGUUUCGGGUUCAAUGAUUUUAGCUGGAAUUAUACUUAAAUUAGGAGGCUAUGGUAUAAUACGACUUAUAGUUAUUUUUUCUUUAAUUGGGAUAAAGAUUAAUUUAUUUUUUAUUAGUUUGAGAUUGGUCGGGGGUUUUUAUGUGUCUUUGAUUUGUUUACGUCAAAGAGAUAUGAAAUCUUUGAUUGCUUACUCUUCUGUUUCUCAUAUGGGAUUAGUGUUGGCUGGAAUUAUAACUUUGAAUUAUUGAGGGUUAAGAGGGGCAUUAGCUAUAAUGGUAGCUCAUGGUCUUUGUUCUUCUGGUCUUUUUUGUUUGGCUAAUAUUUGUUAUGAACGUUUGAUGAGACGGAGUUUAUAUAUUAAUAAGGGGUUAAUUAAUGUUAUACCUAGUUUGUCUUUACUUUGAUUUUUGCUUAUUUCUUCAAAUAUGGCUGCUCCUCCUUCAUUAAACUUGAUGGGUGAGAUUAUGCUUAUUAAUAGAAUUGUUGGUUUUAGAAUAUUUAAUAUGUUUUUUUUAAUAUUAAUUUCUUUUUUUGGGGCUGUCUAUUCUUUAUUUUUAUAUUCUUAUAGUCAACAUGGAAUGGUCUAUUCAGGUUUGUAUUCGUUUUUUACUUGUAGGUUUCGAGAAUUUUUAUUGUUAUCGUUGCAUUGAGUCCCAUUAAAUUUACUUGUUUUAGUUGGGGAUUUUAUGGUUUUAUGAGUUUA
Messenger RNA from Zophobas morio, 1070 nucleotides. Its product is annotated as NADH-ubiquinone oxidoreductase chain 4-like. The record is from RefSeq and is a predicted model, not a curated record. Gene Ontology annotation, cellular component: respiratory chain complex I. Gene Ontology annotation, biological process: electron transport coupled proton transport; aerobic respiration; ATP synthesis coupled electron transport. Gene Ontology annotation, molecular function: NADH dehydrogenase (ubiquinone) activity; ubiquinone binding. Lineage: Eukaryota; Metazoa; Arthropoda; Insecta; Coleoptera; Tenebrionidae.